AAUAACUUUAUGGCUAAUAUUAUUCUUGCUGGUAGCCGCGUACAUAACUAUAUAUAUACACAUAGUUAUCAGGAGACUAUGCAUGCUGUUAACCCUAUCAUAAGCGAGAAGAAAAUUACAUACUUCAUAGAUUAGUUAUCUUGAUUAGAGAAGAGAAAUGGAAAUCUUAAACAAUGGUGUAUCUGAGUUGGAAUAUGAUCGAGUGAAAGAGCUUACGGCUUUUGAGGACACCAAGCUUGGUGUCCAAGGACUAGUAGAUUCUGGGGUAGUGACCAUCCCUAAAAUGUUCCGGCGAUCAAAAUCAAACGAUGAGCUUGCAGAUCACCCCCGGACCCACAUUGGACUGCCGGUGAUUGAUCUUGACGGCCUUCUCACUGAUCGACGCCACAACAUUGUUGAUCAAGUUCGAAGUGCAUCCGAGGAGUGGGGCUUUUUUCAAGUUGUGAACCAUGGAAUACCCAUUAGCGUAUUGGAUAAUAUGAUAAAAGGGGUUCGCAGGUUUAAUGAACAAGAUAUUGAUGUGAAAAAACAAUUUUAUUCACGUGAUCGAGCAAGAAGAGUGAGAUUUAACAGCAAUUAUGAUUUGUUUAAAUCUCAAAGGGCUGACUGGAGGGACACAUUGUCUGUGUCUAUGCUCACUUCUGAUCACGUUGACCCCAAUGAAUUGCCUGAUGCAUGCCGACAUGAAGCAAUUGAAUUCAUAAAGGAAAUUACAAAGGUAGGAGACACACUUCUCGAGUUGUUGUCUGAGGGUCUUGGUCUCAAAUCAGACCACCUGAUAUCCAUGGAAUGUAACAAAGGGCGCACCCUUGUGUGCCACUACUACCCUGCAUGCCCUGAGCCACAGUUAGCCAUGGGAGUCACCAAGCACACAGACAAUACUUUUCUCACCGUUCUCGCCGAAGAUCAAACAGGCGGCCUCCAAGUGUUACAUGAAAAUCGAUGGGUUGAUGUUCAGCCCAUUGCAGGAAGCUUAGUGGUCAACAUUGGGGAUCUUCUCCAGAUUAUAUCAAAUGACAAGUUCAAAAGCAAUGUGCACAGAGUGUUCCCAAGCCGUAAAUCAAGAGUUUCUGCAAUAUGCUUUUUCGCGGGACGAUUUGCUCCACCGGCAAGGCUGUAUGGUCCCAUUAAGGAGUUGAUAUCUGAAGAAAAUCCUGCUAAGUAUAAAGAGGUACUAGUGAGUGAAUAUGUUGGUAGGUUUUAUUCCAAAGGACUCCAUGAGAAGCCCAGUCCUGCCGAUUAUAGGCUAUGAAUUCAUGCAAUUACAAUAAAUCUAUAACUUCAUACUAAUAAUAACAAUAAAUGAAGAAA
This is a messenger RNA of Pistacia vera, 1311 nucleotides long. Its product is annotated as 1-aminocyclopropane-1-carboxylate oxidase homolog 1-like. The coding region runs from base 158 to 1252 and encodes 364 amino acids. Lineage: Eukaryota; Viridiplantae; Streptophyta; Magnoliopsida; Sapindales; Anacardiaceae. The transcript has 3 exons. The record is from RefSeq and is a predicted model, not a curated record.